Messenger RNA from Nematolebias whitei (Rio pearlfish), 941 nucleotides. RefSeq names its product coiled-coil domain containing 86 (gene ccdc86). Lineage: Eukaryota; Metazoa; Chordata; Actinopteri; Cyprinodontiformes; Rivulidae. The record is from RefSeq and is a predicted model, not a curated record. Gene Ontology annotation, cellular component: nucleolus. The coding region runs from base 88 to 906 and encodes 272 amino acids. The transcript has 4 exons.
CACAAACAGCGCUCCUGUCGGUUAGGGUCAGUCGCACGUGGGUUCAGUGGUUUUUCUAUAUUUGAGUCUCGGUAAGUUUUAAAAAAUAUGCCGAAGAGAAGGAAAGCUGCUCCAGAGGAGAACUCUGCUUCCGAAGCGGGAGAGGAGCAGGUGGAGACCAGACGGACCCGCAGCGGCCGCGCGGUGCGCACUCCUUCCUCCAAAGUCCCGGUGAGGACCCCCGGCAGGAGGACCAGGAGGUCGGUCCUCCAAGAGCUGCCGGCGGCGGAGGAACAAAACACGGAGAGUCCGGAGCGCAGACCUGAGAGUCCCGUCAAGAAGUCCAGCCUGUCGGAACCGGAGCCAGAAGAACCGCCGAAAGAGGACGAGGAGGGUUCUACAGCGGAGACAGAUCCAAACCUCCAGAUACCCAGACCCGCACCGGCAGAAACAGUACCUGAGGGUUCAGAACCGAUCCCGAAGAAGAAACCUGCUCUGGAGCCAAACACCAAACCGAUCCCUCUGGGAAAACCCAAAUCAGGCAGAGUGUGGAAGGACCGGAACAAGCAGAGGUUCUCCUCCCUGGUCCGAGACAAGCCCCUGUGCUCCUCCUGGGAGAAGAAGAUGGAGGCCAAGCGAGAGAAGGACCUCGUCAAACAGUUUACUGCGAGGCUGAAAGAGGAGAAGGCCCAGAAGAAAGAGGAAAAGAGGAAAAGAAGAGAGGAGAACCUGAAACGCCGUGCAGAGAACGAACGCAAAGCAGAGAUUGUCCAAGUGAUCCGGAACACGGCGAAGAUCAAGCGGAUGAAGAAGAAACAUUUCAGGAAAAUAGAGAAGCGAGACACACUGGCUCUGCUGCAGAAGUCUCAGAAGCAGAACGUGAAAACCAAAAAAACACAAAAGGACUCGGAGCACGACUUAACCUAAAGGCUACCUGACAAUAAAACACACCUGGUCAGUGU